Nothoprocta perdicaria is the source of this 6885-nucleotide messenger RNA. RefSeq names its product zinc finger protein 407 (gene ZNF407). The transcript is spliced from 9 exons. Gene Ontology annotation, cellular component: nucleus. The coding region runs from base 1 to 6885 and encodes 2294 amino acids. NCBI's taxonomy places the organism in Eukaryota, Metazoa, Chordata, Aves, Tinamiformes, Tinamidae. Gene Ontology annotation, molecular function: zinc ion binding; nucleic acid binding. The record is from RefSeq and is a predicted model, not a curated record. Gene Ontology annotation, biological process: regulation of gene expression.
AUGCUAAGCUCUUGUACUAAGCCAGAUGAUCUACAAUCGGUAAUAUCCUUGUUGAGAAUGGAUGGGGAGGAUAGUCAGAAGAGAGAUGAUGCUGAUGAGACAUCACAGACCACGUUAGAGUCCCUCAGAAAUGCGCCGGCAGAAAAUUCCGAAUGUGCCCCUUCAUCCCAGCAGAAAACAAGGCCCACCGCGGGUGGAAUGUCCACGGACCUCGAAAAGAAAAGAGAAGAGAAUGACACAAAUGAAAGGACAUCGUCAGAAUCUUCAAACCCUGACGUUGCUGAAGUGGAUAGGCCUGAAAAUGCCUCCAGAAAAAGAAAGCUGAGUUCCUCCGAACACAUGGAAGAUAGUGAAAGGAAAUUACAGAAGGGCCUACUUGGAGAAGCAGUUAGUUUAGUAGAUGGAGCUGUAAAGAAGGAAGGAGUCACCAGCUGUCCUGGUGGUGACAUAUUCAAUUCAAAUUUGAUGUGCCCGCACUGUGAUUUCAAAUGUGCUGAUGGUGCCGUAUUGAAGAUUCACUGGGAAAAUAAACAUGCACAAGAGGUUCCAGCUGCUCUGCCUGAAAAUAAGCCUUCUUCCGAAGCAAGCAGUGUUAGCUAUUCGGUUGGAAACAUAAGCAAUGAUCUUAAAGGCAAAACAUGUAAUCAGCUUUUCCUCUCCUGCUCUGAUAGGGAAAAACACACAACAGAAAGCCACUCUAGACAAUCCGAAGAGCAAACAUGCCCUCGCUGUAGCUGCGCAGCAGAUCACAGCUCAGCGUUACACACACACAUUCAGCAAGACGGGGAGCAAUCCAGGAUAUUUUGCUGUGAUCUUUGUGGUUUUCGGAGCAUUGAGGAAAAUCUCCUGACCUCCCACCUCCUUGGCAAGACGCACGUGCGACACCAAAACCUCGCGGCGYGGGGAGGAUUUGUGCAGAUGCUGACCAAAAAAUCCUUUAGUAAACAACAACUUUCUGCAGUCAGGGAGAGGRCUGUGAGAAUGAAACCUGGGACCAAUAAAUUAAGGACAAGGCCUGCUGAUAAGAAAGGACUGAGCAAUGUUUGCAGUGCGCUGAAAGGCUCRAAAGAAAGCUUGUCUAAACGAAAUGAUGGCGCUGAAGUUGUUGAAGUGGUACCAUCUACGAAUGCUGCCAGUGAAAAGCCAACUGCUGUGGCAAAGGAAAUGUUACUUGCUUCCAGUGUUGAAGAAAAUCAUCAAGUCCCUACUGCAAUGCUAGCAAUGCCAGGACCCUCAAAAGGCAUUUUGCCUCAAUCAGAACACUCUGCAGCAACCAAAAAACUAGUUAGCAGUUCAAACAUGACAAGGAGAUUUGAUAGACUAGAACAUAAAAGAAACUUUGUAUUCCUGAGGACUUCAUUUGCGCGAAGUAGUUCUUUUAGAUUAAAAAGGCAAGUUAAGAGAAGAUAUAAUUUGCUAGGGAGCAGUAGGAAAGGCAGGUGUGAUCCUCAGAGCGAACACGUGAAGCGGAUCUCCCGCACGCAGCUUAAAGCUGGCGAUGCAAGGCCUACGUGGCAUGCAGAAUUAGAAACAUGUGAUAAAAACCAAUCUGCAUCUACUUCAGAAAUCCAACAUCUUACUCUAGAUAGGUCAAAUACACUUCCUUCCAGCACUAUGGACACAAAAAAAUCUCAAAUUAAACUUACUGAUGAUCACAAUGUUCCUCAUACUUGCAGUUAUUGUGAUACUGUUUUCCAGAACAGAAAAAGUUUGGAAUCUCAUGUUGUAAAGCUUCAUACGAAAAGGAUCCAGUUUCUUUGUGAGACGUGUAGUUAUUCCUCUCUAGUCAAGGAGGACGUGCAGCAACACUGCCAGGACAGUAAACACCAGGUGGGAGGCUGCAGAUUUAGUUGUCAACUUUGUUCAUUUAUGUGCUUAAAUGUGAUAAACCUUCAAAGCCAUAUGAGUGCAGAGCACGGUAUGUCCCACAGUUGCCCAAGCUGCCUUCUCUUUUUCCUAACAGAAGAAGAGCUGGUAAAUCAUCACAAAAAUGAGCAACACGAUGAGCCAGCUGCUCCACUGAGUGACAGGGAUCUGACCUUGCAAGUGGUAACUUACGCUGCCUUGGAGUUGAACAACAGUCCAAAACAUGCAAAGGAUAUGGAAGUGUCAAUGAAAGAGAAAAACCCAGACCCCUCCUUAGCAAAUCAUAGGAAUGAAGCGAAGCAUUCUGUCCUCAAUAAAACCCAGUUUCAGUGUAAGAAGUGUUUUUAUAAGACAAGAUCUUCCACGGUUCUUACAAGGCACAUAAAGCUCCGACACGCACAGGAGUAUCACUACCUUUGCAAAGCGUGUAAUCUUUACUCGCUGAGUAAGGAAGGGAUGGAGAAGCAUAUCAAAAGAAGCAAGCACCUUGAAAAUGCCAGGAAAAAUAGCAUUGGGCUACGUUUUGAGGACUGUAUCGAAAAGGUCUGUGUCGGUGUUGGUGGUAUGAGAACAGUGAUGGAGCCUUCCAUUUCUGGGAGUGGGAAUACUGACYUAGGUAAAGAAAUUGUGCAUGUCUCAUCCUCUACUGGGGAAAAUAUACCAAGAAAUAAAGUGCUGGUACCAGCUGAUGAAAGAACUGGGGACAGUAAAUUGGUUUUAGGUACUGCACCAAGGAGAGGGAGACRCAAAGGCACUCUUUCUAGGACCUGCCCCCACUGUGGUCUUUUGGCCUCCAGCGUUACCAAUCUGACUGUUCACAUCAGACGAAAGCACAGUCAUCAAUACAGCUAUUUGUGUAAGCUGUGCAACUAUUACACUGUAACCAAGGGGGACAUGGAACGGCACUGUGCCACCAAAAAGCACAGGAGUCGCGUUGAAAUAGAAGGACUUGGAAAGCAGAGCUCGGAGAUCAUUGUUGGCCCUGAAGGAGGCAAUUUUGAAUCAGGAAGCAAGAAAGUUAAUAGCCCCACCACUGUUUUGCAUGAGCCUGUUGACGAUGAUAGCCACGCAUCAGAUGUGGAAAAUCCUGUUGUAGAAAAUCGGGAAGAUGGCCCAGGAAACUCUGGGGUAAAAGCUGAAAAUGCCCAUCAGCUGCCAGAUCUGGAGCAUGCUCAGAAUUCUUUAAGUAUAAAACAAGGUCUGUUUUUGGAAGCAGCUAGGGAUCCCCAAGAUGGUGACCCGUGCUUGCAGCGGAGAGCAGUGGGUGCAAGUGACAACAAGUGCAUUCACUGCGAGUUCGUGGCCCAUUCUGCUUCCUCGUUAGAGCUGCAUGUGAAACGAAAGCACACGAAGCAGUUUGAGUACUACUGCAUGGCUUGUGACUACUACGCUGUCACCCGCAGGGAGAUGAUCCGGCAUGCAGCAACGGAGAAGCACAAAAUCAGAAGAGAAACUUAUGUUUGUUCUUCUGGGGGGGAAGCAGACACAGGGAAUACCGUUAAGGAAGCCACUGCUUUGUCCCAAGAGGAGCGUCACCAUGGUCCAAGAGAGUUAGAAACUGGUUUAGAUGACACAAAAUGUGCCAAAGAUGAAGCAGAGGAUGAUCAUAGGAGUAAAAGCAUAACCGAGGRUUCUGGCUUAGAUGAAACUGCCUCUCCAGAAAUGCCUCAAGACRGCCAUUCCCAGAAUACAGUAGAAGCUGAACUUGAAGAGGAAGCUAAAAAUGGAGGCAAAAAUCAUUUUUGUGAAGCACUCCAGCAGGUUCCUCAGAAGGACCAAGUAGCUGCGCUCCAUAAGGAGGUCUCAGUUAACGAAGCAGGUGCUCCGCAGGAUCUUCAGGAGAGCGGCUGUGCUCAAGAGCUGCCCCACUCAGACAACGAGUGCCCUGCAGGAAAUCAGGAGGGAUCAGGUGACACAAACGUGAAUCCAGGAACAGGUGAGGAAAGCCUGGAAGCAAGCGGAGAAAACCGUGAAGUAGAAUGUAGAAACACAGACGUUCUYGAAGAAAUACACCUAAAAGAAAAGAAUCCCCCUGGGCUAACUCUUACGGAAACAAGUAGUGCAGCAGAGCAAUCAAAUGUUGCUGAAAACACUGGGGAAACGGUACAAAAUACACAUAGAUUAGAGGGUGACAGAAGUUUUGAAGAGGAGCCUACUGGGGAGGAGGAAGAAGCCCUUAUGGAAGCACAACAUGAAGCAGAAGUAACUAUAAAUAACAGUGUUUGGGAGGCAGAUGGCUCAACAGCUGAGGGCAUGCAAGGGAGCAGAAACGAGGCUUUGGGAACAGUUACCAGCGCUGAUGAUAAAGGAAAGAUGCUGCCGAAUUUUGGCAAGUUUGAUUCUUCUAUAGUGAGAUUGAAGAGCCACCAGGACGGGGAGGCCGCGGAGCAGGGCGCGGAAGGGCAGGCGCCAGCGGGAGGGCAAGGCGGCGAGCUGGCCGCGAAAGCCGACGCGUGGCCGGGCGGCGCGCGGAAGAGGAAGCCCGAAGGGAUUUCCCCCGGGGAAUCGACGCGCAUUCGCUGCGAUGACUGCGGCUUUCUGGCAGAUGGCUUGAGCGGACUGAAUGUUCACAUAGCCAUGAAGCAUCCUUCAAAGGAAAAGCAUUUCCACUGCUUGCUCUGCGGGAAGUCGUUUUACACGGAGAGCAACCUGCACCAGCACUUGGCCAGUGCCGGGCACAUGCGGAACGAGCAGGCGAGCGUGGAGGAGCUGCCCGAAGGAGGCGCCACCUUUAAGUGCGUUAAGUGCACGGAGCCCUUCGACUCGGAGCAGAACCUCUUCCUCCACAUCAAAGAGCAGCACGAGGAGCUGCUGCGGGAGGUCAAUAAGUACAUCGUGGAAGACACGGAGCAGAUAAACAGAGAGAGGGAGGAGAAUCAAGGCAACGUCUGCAAGUACUGCGGGAAGUUGUGUAGAAGUAGCAAUUCCAUGGCCUUCCUAGCUCACAUUCGCACCCAUACAGGAUCAAAGCCAUUCAAGUGCAAGAUAUGCCACUUUGCAACAGCUCAGCUCGGAGAUGCCAGAAACCAUGUCAAGAGGCACCUUGGGAUGAGGGAAUACAAGUGUCAUGUCUGUGGGGUGGCCUUUGUGAUGAAGAAACAUCUGAAUACUCACCUGCUGGGCAAGCACGGAGUUGGCACACCGAAAGAAAGGAAAUUUACAUGUCACCUGUGCGACCGCAGCUUCACCGAGAAGUGGGCGCUCAACAACCACAUGAAGCUGCACACGGGCGAGAAGCCGUUCAAGUGCUCCUGGCCCACCUGCCACUACUCCUUCCUCACCGCCUCGGCCAUGAAGGACCACUUCAGGACGCACACAGGCGAGAAGUCGUUCCUGUGUGACCUCUGCGGCUUUGCCGGCGGGACCCGCCAUGCCCUCACCAAGCACCGGAGGCAGCACACAGGAGAGAAACCGUUCAAAUGUGAUGAGUGUAACUUCGCUUCCACAACACAGUCGCAUCUGACACGACAUAAGCGUGUCCAUACUGGAGAAAAGCCUUACAGAUGUCCCUGGUGUGACUACAGGUCCAACUGUGCUGAAAACAUCCGCAAGCACAUCUUACACACGGGAAAGCAUGAAGGAGUCAAAAUGUACAACUGCCCCAAGUGCGAUUACGGAACCAACAUCCCGGUGGAGUUUCGGAAUCACCUGAAGGAGCUGCACCCGGACAUCGAGAAUCCCGACCUGGCCUACCUGCACGCCGGCAUUGUAUCCAAGUCCUACGAGUGUCGCCUGAAGGGGCAAGGAGCAACCUUUGUGGAAACCACGAGCCCUUUCACGGCGGCAGCACUGGGAGAGGUGUCUCCAGUCAAGGAGAAGGCCUUUCGGAGCAGCAGGAGGCAGCCGCAGUCACCCGAGCAAGUGCAGCAGGUCAUUAUCAUCCAGGGCUACGACGGCGACUUUGCCAUCGACGCCUCCAUGGAGGAGACGGCCGCAGCGACCCUGCAGAGCCUGGCCAUGGCCGGCCAGGUGGCCAGGGUGGUGCACAUCACCGAGGACGGGCAAGUGAUCGCCACGGAGCAGGGCGGCGCGGCGGCGGGCAGCGCCGUGCCCGGGCAGGUGCUCGCCGAGGGCACCACGCAGGUGGUGGUGGUGGAGAGCGCCCUGGCAGGCAGCGAGGCGGCCGCGGCCCUUCCCGUGGGCGCCGUUCCUGACGCCAGCAGCGCUGUGCUGCAGCAGAUCAUGAGGCAGGAGGUUUUGGAGGCGUCUGAGGCUGCRGGGCAUCCUCCGGACUCCUCCUCAGCGCUGGACGCCCUGCUCUGUGCCGUAACGGAGCUGGGUGAAGCGGAAAGCAAGGCRGGACUCCUUGACAGAAGCAGGGCUGGUCACAAAGAUUUCUUACAAAUGCCAAAUGCAGAGAUGGGCAGUGUUCCCAGUGACACAGAGGGACAAGAAAUACAGCUGUUCCAUGGAGUUCAAGAGGCUCAGGAAGACGCCGAGCCCAUGGAAGUAGUGACGCAGGUCGUGCACCCAUCGGCUAUAAUUGCAUCUCAGGAGAGAGCUCAGGCCGCCUUCAAGAAGAUGGUGCAAGGAGUGCUGCAGUUCGCCGUGUGCGACACGGCCGCGGCCGACCAGCUCGUGACGGAGGGUGUCACUCAGGUCAUCGUGAACGAGGAGGGCACCGUGCACAUGGUAGCUAGGGAAGGCUCCCAGAUCAUCAUGCAGGAAGCCGGCGGCCACGCGCUCCGCGUCCAGAGCGAGCACAUGGAUUUGGUCGAGUCGGAUGGGGAGAUAUCGCAGAUUAUUGUCACGGAGGAGAUCGCUCAGGCCAUGGUGCAGGCGCCCGAGGGCGGCUUCCCCGACGGCGCCACCCACUACAUCGUCACGGAGCUGCCGCCGGCGGUGCAGGGCGAGCCGGGCGCCUACUCGCACGCCGUGCUGGAGGCGGCCGCGGCGCCGGCCGCGCUGCCGGCCCUCAAGGCCAGAGCCCAGGGCGCCGAGCAGCUGGCCGGCAUGGUCAUCUACGCCGAGAGCGGCGCGGCCCGCGCCCGCGCGGGCGGCCACGGGCCCGAAGCCUGA